Phytomonas sp. Hart1 is the source of this 2874-nucleotide messenger RNA. NCBI's taxonomy places the organism in Eukaryota, Euglenozoa, Kinetoplastea, Trypanosomatida, Trypanosomatidae. The record is from the annotation of a GenBank genome assembly.
AUGUUGAAUGGGGGAGCCUCUUCCUCCCCGGCCUUGGGUGGAUUUAAUCAUGAGGAAUUUAAUUCUGCGUGGGAUCUCAAGCAGGCCCUUUUCGGACUUACCGAUCGACAUACCAGCGUCUUGACGUGUUUACCCCAUCGCGAACGCAUCGCGGCGCCACGCAUGUCGCUCUUCCCUGAGUGGGCCAAAAAGGUGCUUUUUGUUGAUAGCAAAUGGGUGGAGGAGUUUGAUAAGUUUCGGCAGGGAGAGGGAGGGGAGGGAAACGCGAUUGGCAAAUCUCCCUCGGCGGACUCAACACCCGCCGCGGUGCCGCUCACCUCGGGAUUUAUAAGUGAAGGAAAUAAUUUACCCCCCGCGAAGGCGAUUUCCACCCCACAAUUGCCCUCUCUCUCGGGUGAGGGGCCAUCAAAGGACGAGAAGAACCUCACCGAGGCCGGUGGUAGAGGCAUUUUGGGCUUCUCGACGUCCCCCGCCUCGUUUCCUCCGCUUUACGCGGAUGUUUUAGGCCGCCCGAAGAUUGUGCGGUGUUUGCUCUACAACUUCCUUGCCGACCCGACCUACUGGCGCGAUGGCAUGGAUGAGCUCCUCCUUCUCGCGGCGGAAAAGGUGCGGACGCUCGGCGGGGAAUCCGACGAUGGCGGGGCGGGCUUUGAGGCGAAUCGAUGGGCCUCCGAGCACCUACUUCGACCCCUGGAGUCGGUUGUAUUUUACUCGCCGUGGAUGCGCGAGGUGCUUUGGCGGGUACUAGAUCUCAAUUCCAAGUCGUUUGUGGGGCCAAUUUCUGUGUGGUAUGCCUUUGUGAUGGCGCACCGGCAGGAUGCCGCGCUUUUGCGCUCGCCGCACCAGCCGCCCUUCAGCUUUUCAGAGGUAAAGCCCAUGUUAACGCCUCACGACUUGGAUUACUGCCGGUUCGAUCUUUUUCAGACCGAUUCGACGCUGCCCUCCAGGGAGUUCAAGGAGGAAGCAAAGCCGCAAGAGCUCCCACGCGGCGGGCCUCUGGAUGCGCUAACGGAGGCGGAAUGGAAGGGGAUGACCGAAACCCAACAAAUCAAGUUGUUAUUUGGCAAGGACGCAGUUUCUGAGCUCGCGGCCGCCACCAUGACAAUUCUGAAAGGUAAUUUUCCCGAGGAUGGGGAUAUUUUUAUUUGUAAUCCGCCUUCAACGGACCUGCGGAUAGGUGGUGAAGGGGGUGCGGGUUCCAAUUCCGAUCCUUCCUCCGAUUGCUCAAUCCCGCCGCCAAGCAUGGAGGCGGGGGGGGAUCUCGCACCCCAAACGAUGACAAGUGAAGCGAUGCUUGAGCAGCGACGACAGGAGGCGCUGCGUUCGUAUGGUUACGAGCUGGAUCAGUUUUUGUUGGGGAUUAUUGAGUGCACACCCAACUUCGCCCUGACGAAAUACGCUGCGGCGCUACCCCAAAAUCCAGCGCCACGUUAUGAAGAGCCGCAGCGGAAGGCCGCGGCGCUUCGCGCACGGAAAGGCUACACUCCACGCGAUCAAUACUACUCCAAUGGCCUCUUUCGCAACGCAAAAAAUGGCGAAGUGGAGGAUGUUCACCUCAUGGAGUUGUGGAACGCAUUUCAAGACGCCGAUAUUAACACGCUUUUGGAUCAUUGGGUGCAUGUUCGAAACCGGCUGCCUAUCGUUCAGCGGGAGAUUCGCGCGGAGAUGGCAGCGCAAGCGGCGUUUAUGCUCCUUUUUUUCUCCACCGACGAGGUACGCGCGGUGACGAACCCGAAGGAUACCUAUUAUCGGCUAUGGGGACAACACCGGGAGCUUGUGGAGUUAUUAAUGCCUGCUGGGGGAAAAGUCGCUUCGCGAUUCGUAUCCCAUGCGGAGAAAUCGUCACUCGGUGCUUCAACCACCGCCACGGAGGUGAAGGAUGAAUCUCCGUGGGUGCCGUUUCCAUCAUUUGAAUCACUUCCUUUAAAUGAAAAGGUCUCCUAUGCAUGUUUUGGCUGCGACCAUCUCCCAACUACAAUCAACAACAACAAUUCACCACAGGGCGACCUCAUACAAUGCCCCAAAGACGCGAUCGAAAAGCCAGAUCCUUUUACGUUGUUUAGUGCCUAUUGCACCGUCAUGAACCCCGCCCACGUGACGUUUCUUUACAAUGACGAUAAUGCGCUCGAACGCAUCCCCAUACGAGAUCUAACUCCGGCGCAGAGGGAGGUGGCUUAUCAAUCUCUGAUGCCAUUACAAAAGCUUGCGAUUUACUACUGCUUCUCGCGAUCACUAGAGAAAAUGAUGAAUGUGGAGCGACUCCGGACCUUACGGCUCGCAAACACCGGGGUUAAUUCGCCCACGGGAGUGGAAAUCGCGCAUGAGGAAAUCAGCACCACACACCAUGAUGAAAAUGAGCUUACCGGUUUGACAAAGCGCGGUGGGGGGAGCGGUGCCGAAGCGAAAUUAUCAGGGAACCACAAUGGCGAGAAGGAAUUUGGGAUGACUGUCGAGCAGCGAGAUGCAAACCCAAUCCCAAGGGCAAUGUCUUCACUCAGGGUAGACGAUGUCCACGAAGGCAAUGAGGGGCUAGGGCUUGGGAUUAAAACAACAUUUUUCGACAAAAGUGCCACCCACACGGUUCAGAAAACCACUGAAAAUGACAGCAGCUGUCAUUCCGGGCCCUCUGUGGCUAUCCCAACAUCGGCUCUAACAGACAUGCUUAUUGCUCUGACCAACAGCAUCUAUGAAGCCAAAUUGGGGGAUCAAUUACAGCAAAUAGCAAACACUCUUGUGCAGCUUGUCGUGGAGGGUUUGAAGGUGAAUGCAUCUAAAAUGGCGAGACCCCGCUCGCCUUCCCUGAAUAAACGUGGCGACAAUGCCGCCUCUUCACAAAUUCGGAAAAAAGGGCGACCUAAAAAGAACAAAGUGUGA